AUGAGGAUUUUCCUGGUUUGGACCCUUUUCCCAGGUGGCUGGGCAGUGACGGGCCCCACGCAGGUGACAGCCGAGCAGGGUGGCUCACUGAGAGUGUCCUGCAGCUACAAGCCAGGCUAUGAGCUCUACUCCAAGUACUGGUGCCGUCCGGGCUUCCUCUGGUUUUGCUUCACCUACAUCACCCAAACCAACGGCUCGGAGGUGACAGUGACGCAGGGCAUGGUGUCCAUCAGGGACAACCACACAGCACACUCGUUCACGGUGAUGCUGAGCGGAGUCACGCCGGGGGACGCAGGCCGGUACUUCUGCGGGGUGAGGAGGAGGCUGUGGUUCAGCCUGCGGCACACCAUCGAGGUGGUGGUCUCUGCAGCCGAGGGCAGCGACGUGAGCCUGUUGGCCACCAACACCUGGUGCCCCACGGACUGUGGGGAGCCUCCAGUGCUGUCCCAGCCCAGCGUCAUCUGCCUGCUGCUCUUCCUCAGCUUGAAGGUGCCCGUGGCGCUGGCCUUGGCAUGUGGGGCUGCCUGGGUGAGGAACCGGCACAGGAGCCACGACCGGGAAAACCUGCAGCUCUUCGAG
Messenger RNA from Cariama cristata (Red-legged seriema), 579 nucleotides. RefSeq names its product CMRF35-like molecule 7. The transcript has 4 exons. Gene Ontology annotation, cellular component: plasma membrane. The annotation marks the transcript as partial. Lineage: Eukaryota; Metazoa; Chordata; Aves; Cariamiformes; Cariamidae. Gene Ontology annotation, molecular function: transmembrane signaling receptor activity. The record is from RefSeq and is a predicted model, not a curated record.